Molecule: messenger RNA, 765 nt
Organism: Aspergillus bombycis
Lineage: Eukaryota; Fungi; Ascomycota; Eurotiomycetes; Eurotiales; Aspergillaceae
Product: Mpv17/PMP22 family protein
Exons: 6
Coding region: 1-765 (254 amino acids)
Cellular component (GO): membrane; cytoplasm
Source: RefSeq, a predicted model, not a curated record
AUGUUCUCCGCGGCGCGUCGAAGAAUUCUGGAUGGACUCAACCGGAGAUACAUCUAUGGCCGUUUGCCCUUGCUCCACAGCAUAAUUUUCCUCAUCGAAAUGGCGGUUGCGAUGCGGUUGGCGGCCAAAUUCAACUCCUACUAUGCGGAGAAGCCGAUAUUGACUACUAUGGUGACCAACGCGGUCCUUGGUGGAGUUGCGGAUACAGUUGCGCAGCUGAUUACGGCGUUCAGGGCUCGACCGGGCCGACCGAAUUAUGAUCCUGGCGAUCUCAUCUCAAUCGAAAUUCAUGAUCUUGAUAAGGAGAAGCCACCAGCUCUUGGGGAGUUGGGGCACGCGAGACCCUUGCCUCCGCCUUUUGACUUUGAGCGACUGACCCGGUUCAUGUCAUAUGGUUUCUUCAUGGCACCGAUCCAGUUCAAGUGGUUCGGAUUUUUAUCUCGGACAUUCCCACUCACCAAGAAAAACCCGACCAUUCCGGCCUUGAAGCGAGUUGCUGUAGACCAGUUUCUCUUCGCGCCUUUCGGUCUGGUGUGUUUCUUCACCUUCAUGACACUCGCUGAAGGCGGUGGGCGUAGAGCCUUGACCCGCAAAUUCCAGGACGUUUACCUGCCCACUCUUAAGGCCAAUUUCGUCCUCUGGCCAGCUGUGCAGGUUCUUAACUUCCGGGUCGUUCCAAUUCAAUUUCAAAUUCCAUUUGUGUCCUCUAUUGGUAUCGCCUGGACUGCGUACUUGUCCUUGACCAACUCUUCCGAGGAAGAUUGA